AUGAGAGUACCCAACUGCAAAAAUCAAGAGAGAUGCAGAGAGAGGCGCCCUUAUAUUGCUCUGUGUGUGGUAGCGGGGUGUCAUGGCGCGCCAGAAGAAGAAGAAGAAGAGGAUCCCUCCCUCUCCAACAAGACCACACGUUCAUACUUUUCUCGUACUCUUCUUCCCGCACCACCUUCUGCCCUCCUUUGCCGCAAAAAUUCACCCCCCUCCUCCUGGCCCGUUGCAAGCAACCCCUCUCGCUCCCCCCGUCACACCGCUAUGAACCGAGAUGAUUUGGCUCAAAAUGGAAAAGUGGGUGCUUGCCGUCUGUUGGCUACCGACCCUUUAACUUUGAGCUCAAUUAUCUCGGUCCCUGUCAAAGAUAUAAAAAUUGUGAACUUAUCAAAUGCUGAAAAUCAAACUAUUGGUAAAACAACAAUGUCGACACCAAUGGAAGUCCUUGAACGUCAGCUCCAGAAUUUUGUGAUCAACGAUGCUCAUCAGGAAAACCAGAAUCCAGAAGUCACAAUGAACGAACUUAAAGAACAAAACCGCCAACUCCAAGAGCAAGCGUUCAUUCUUCAGAACACCAUUGAAAAGCUGGUCGAGGAGAAAGCGGAAGUUGAAACCGCCAAGGAUCGAAUCGAGGACUAUUUGCACAUGGAAAUCCAGAACAGCGAGAUUUCAAGAACCACGAUUCAGAAUCUUCAGGCACAAAUUGUCUGGCUCCAUGCACAGUUACAGGAGAUGCAUUCGCAAAAGCUUUGGAAUUUCAGUAUUUCGGAAUCUGAGAAUUUCGGAACUUCAGAAGCUGAAAAUCUGAGAACUUCCGAAUUUCAGAAUCUCAGAAUUUCAGAACUUCAAAAUUUCAGAAUUUCAGGGCCUCAAAACCUCAGAAUAACGUACACAAUAGAGAACUGUAAAAUAAUCUUCACAAAUUUCACAAACUCAGGAUUUUAA
Molecule: messenger RNA, 942 nt
Organism: Caenorhabditis briggsae
Lineage: Eukaryota; Metazoa; Nematoda; Chromadorea; Rhabditida; Rhabditidae
Exons: 8
Coding region: 1-942 (313 amino acids)
Source: RefSeq, a predicted model, not a curated record